Molecule: messenger RNA, 2636 nt
Organism: Phlebotomus papatasi
Lineage: Eukaryota; Metazoa; Arthropoda; Insecta; Diptera; Psychodidae
Gene: l(2)41Ab
Product: coiled-coil domain-containing protein 40
Exons: 4
Coding region: 1-2634 (877 amino acids)
Biological process (GO): axoneme assembly
Cellular component (GO): cytoplasm
Source: RefSeq, a predicted model, not a curated record
AUGGAAAAUCCAGUGGAAAAAAUAAAAAGUGACCCCGAAGAGGAGUGUCUACAGGCUAUUUUGCCAGAAGAUCAUCCACUUCUCGAGCGUUUCCAACAAAAUCUCAAGAAUCAUCUGCUGAGAAUCCAGGAUCAGCUUCUCAAUGAGAUUUCUGUCCUGGACAACUCUCUUAAAGUAAAGAGUGAUGAACGGCAGGAAAUUGGGGCUGCUCUCUAUGAUCUUCAGCAGCAAAUUGGUCAGCAGAGGCAUGCCCUGGAAGAUUAUGAAGUGAAAAUUCAGGAUGUGAGUGAGAAGAGGCAAAAAAUCAGCGCCAAUUGCAUUGAGUUGAGGAAGGAGUGUCAGGAGAAGGAGACGGAAUUGCGUGAAGCUAAGAGGAUUCAUGCCCAAAGAUUGUUGGAAUUGGACAAUCUCACGGUGCUGGAGAAUAAUAUGUCCAAGUGGGCUAAAGAGGCAAGGGAUGAAGUCACUGUGGCCAAGAGAGUGGUCAGCAAGGAUUCACGAGAUCGUCAGGUUAAAAUGGAAGAGAGCCAGAAGAUGGAAUUAUUCCUAUACCAUCUGGACACUGAUGUUCGGUCUCGUGAAAAUGAGCUCAACAGCAUAAAUGAGCAGAUUAGGGAGCAAGAAAGUACCAUAGAGAUGCUGAACAAAAGCCUCGUGGAUUCCAAUGCUGAUCUUGAGAUUCUGCAGCAAGAGCACAAGAGAAUGACUCAGAUUUGGGGAGAAGUGAUUGUGGCCAUUCAGCAGAGAGACAAAGUUCUGGCCAUGGUCCAGGGCGAUUUGAACCUCGAGUACCAGAGGCAGAAAGAGGUCCGAGGAUUUAUAGAGGCCACCAAUAAAGCCAUCCAGAAACAAAUAAUCCAUAAUCACAAGCUCAAUGUCUUUCGCAAUCGUCUUCAGGGAGAUAUUAAGGCUUUGGAAAGGCAACUAACGCGGGAGGACAAGGACUAUGAGAGAUUGUACGAAAAAAUUGUGAAGAAAUCCUCUAUCCUGGAUCAAACGGAGACAGAUCUGAAGCAGGCAAAAGUCGAAGGAAUCCUUCUGGAGAGUCAAUUGAAGGCAGUGAGUAGCCGGAUUGAGAAACAAGCCAGUCGGAAGGUGGAAUUGGAGGAGAAGAUCUUGGAAUUACUGCAAAAUCAAAUUACAACGGACAAAGUUGGGCAAUAUCGUGCGAGGGAUUUGCGUGAAAUCCAGGAGAAUCGCCGAAACGCCGAGAUUAUGCUCUCAAAUACUGAGAAUCAGCUUUCAAUUCUGCUCCUGGAGCUGGAGAAAUAUCGAGGAAUUGUGGGUAAUCAUCAGAAGUUGAUUGAGAAGCUCCAGGCUAAGGAGACUCAGAAGAAGAUCGAAGCUAAUCAGCAGGAGGAGGAAAUGAAACAUGUCUUGAGUACCAUUGAGUCUCGUCAGCGUCGUCUGGAUUUGCUAGUGAAGCAACUCAAUGAGAAGAUCCUGGCUGCUGGUGGUCGGGAGGGGAAUCCCGAUGAGCUCAAGCUUUUGAGUCUUCAGGGACAAAUUGAAAAACUUGAUGCUGAAAUAAAGAAUGUGCAGAAUUUCUGGCUGAAGCUCCAAGGACACGUGGUCAAUCUUACGGAAAAACGUUCUCAGCAGACCAAUGAGAUUUUCCUGGCUCGAAAACAAUUCCUGAUCAUUGAUCAAAAAUGCAGGAAGGUUGAGCGGGAAUUGGAACGGUUGGCAGAUGAAGAUAGGAUGACUGAUCGGGAGAUUGUUAAGCUUCAUUCGCGUCUUGAUAUCCUCAGUGGACGCUUGUUUGAGGAACAAAAGGAUCACGAUCACCAGGAAGAGGAGUGCUUCAUGAAUCACCAGACCCUUACGGCAAAACUCAAGGAAUCCGAGAUGUCUAUUCUAGAUCUUGAACGAAGUAUCAGAGACUUGAAUGCAGAGAUUGAGGAGACGAAGGACCUCGUGAUUGAGAAGCAUAGAGAGGCCCUAGCUUGGGAGACAAAAUAUCGCCUGGCCGUUGAGACGAAGAAGAGCAGUGACGUGGAGGCAUCAGCAGAAGGUGAAACCAGCCACAUGAAGGCAGAAAUCCAUCGGAUGGAAGUGCGUUAUGCUCAGCUGAAGAAGGCCCAGGAGAAACUCAUGCAAGACAUGGACAACUGCAUCAAUCAUCGUGAGAACAUCUUCACUCAAGCAUCAGUCAAGGAGAAACUCCACGGAGGCAGGACCAAAGUAAAAUCCAACGUGCAGCAGAAAGUAUCCGAGAUGCAGUUCAAGCUGAAGCAGAUAAACAGUGAGAUCACGUCCACAGAACGCAGUUUGAUUGGGAACCAGCAGCAACAAGAACACCUUGAACAGGAAAUUGGUAAGAAGUGUCAGGAGCUUGAAGCGCAGCAGCAUCAAAAUUCCCUUCUCGAGUCAGAGAUCCGGGAAGGAACGUUACUGAAGCAGGAGAAUUUGGAAACAAUAGUCCGGAAGCAGCAUCGAGCAAAGCGUUUCAAGGCUCUGGCCACAGGAAGAGUAGCCCCAAAAUGUCGAUCCGAAGCUGCAAUAGAACAGAGCAUGAAGACCCAGCGGGAAGUUCAGGAGCAUCUGACAAAUUUGAUGGAAAAUCUCCUUUCCGAUUUCCCACAUCAGAAGUUUCCACUCAUGAAAAUCAUUCAAACAUUGAAGAAUAAUUAAAG